Colletotrichum orchidophilum is the source of this 1398-nucleotide messenger RNA. RefSeq lists its product as uncharacterized. NCBI's taxonomy places the organism in Eukaryota, Fungi, Ascomycota, Sordariomycetes, Glomerellales, Glomerellaceae. The transcript has 2 exons. The record is from RefSeq and is a predicted model, not a curated record. Bases 1 to 1398 code for a protein of 465 amino acids.
AUGUUGUUGACGGACUGCAUUGUGCGGCUGCCGCCUACGGCUGCGAUUCUGCUUCUCUCAAAUUUCUUCGCCCUCACCGAGGCCGGCGCUUUCCCCCGCCAGACAGAACAAGUUCACAUUGCCUUCCGGACAUUGAACGUCCGUAACUGGCCACUGGAAACGCCAGCACCAUGGCUGGGUAUUAUAAGGAGGCAGGACGACAGCACCAACACCGUGUGCGGUUAUCUUGGUGGUGACCCAAAUCUGCCGGCGACAUGCUCUGCUGGCUCCCAUUGCGCCAUGGACGCUUCCGUCUCUGCCGUCGGCUGCUGCCCGAACGGUGCCGCCUGUACGACGGGCGUAUAUACUAGCUGCGUCGACGACAACAGCCCCACUCAAACGGCUUCGAAUCCGUACAUCUUCACUUGUCAGGGUUCCAAUGUCUGCUACCGCAACAGUUUUGCGGGAGGUGCCUACCAAUAUGGAUGCGGCACCGCAGGUCAGGGCACUACUGUUGCUGCCACUGCGUCAGGACUCAGUACUACGGUUACUAUUACGCAUAUUUCGGGUCUCGUCACGAGACAGGAAACCGCUUCUUCGAGUGGCUCCUCCUCCAGCAGCACAAUCUCGUCGACAAGCUCCUCGACGUCGUCAAGCACUUCGAGCUCAAGCUCGAGCUCGAGUUCGAGCUCAACGUCGAGUUCAUCUUCGAGAACUUCUACAAAAUCAACGGCAUCGUCAACCUCGUCCGCGCCAGCAGCUACCAGCAGCGCUCCACCACCAGUGAAUGCUGAGGCUGCAGCGGCGGGGUUGAGACGUAAUGGGGGCAUCAUCGGCGGUGUAAUCGGCGGCUGCGCGCUCUUUGUGGCCCUAGUCUCUGUGGCUCUCUGGAUGCGGAAGCGUAAGCGUGGGAACAAGCGCCAAGGUCCUGGUACAGGCAAAGGUCCCACUUACAUCCCGGAGACCAACCAGAAGGACUUUGCACCUGUGCCCGGCGGCGAGAUGAUGUUCGACCAGGCAGGCUACGGACAUCCGUCCAUGAUGCCCGGCGCACACGGCACAACCACCUCAAUCAGCGGAGGUAGGUCCACCACCACGCCGCCGUCUUCUGCUCCAGGGGGCUACAACCCCGCGAGUGGCGCCUCUGCGUCCGGCGCAUCCCGCUCCACUGUCGACAAUAUCCCUCUCACGCAUCAAGGCGAGAUGGAAGAGUUUUCACAAGGCUAUAAUGACGCCGUUGGGCGUGAAAACGAGGGGCACCGGGCGAUCAGCUCGGGUACCGACAAUGGCGCGGGGCAUGGGAACCCCUACGGCGCUGGCGCUGGCGCAACGAAUGCCGGCCACCGGCCUGAAGGAUCCGAGGAGAGACCGUUGUGGCAGCAGAACCGAAGGCAGAGCCGGAACCUGAUGUGGAUGUGA